CAACCCAAACUUGUUACACACGGGCACCAGCUCCUCCUCCCGCCGCCGCCCUGUCCCCGCCGGCGCGGGGAGGAGGGGGCUGCGCCGCCUCAGUCUGCCGCGAGGAAGGCGCCGAGGCGGAGGGAGCGCGGGCAGAGUCCGCAGAAAGGCUGUGUUUCUGACUGUUCUCCAGCUCUGAGGGAGUGCAGGAAGCUCCAAGGGGCGGCAACAUUAUUUAUUUCUGCAACGAAUCAGAAGAAUGCACUCAGUUACCCUUCUCAACAGCUCUGCAGCCUGUGGAGAGUGUGGGCAGUCUUUUUUUGCAGCAUCCUGGAAAAUGUGUAUUCCAAUGGAGAAGUGAUCUGCUGAAAAGCACAUACUUGUACAGUUGUUCCUUCUGCCUUGUUGCACUGCUUGCCAAGGUCUGAAAUGCCUGGUCUCUAACACUCCCUGGGAUUUGCAUUUCUUCUGCCAAAGAAACACUACCUGCCACAGUUACCCAAGGAACCCCAAAGAAAGAGGAUGCUGAAGAUGGCUCUAUGUGCUUUUUACGCAGUUUGGGGUUUGUUACUCACAGUGGCAGUAGCAUUUGGUCCAGUACCAAGGAUCACUUGGGAACACAGAGAGGUCCAGCUAAUAUAUUUUCAUGAAUCAGAAGUGUCAAACUAUUCAACCUUGCUGUUAAGUGAAGACGAAGAUUUUCUGUAUGUAGGAGCCAGAGAAGUGAUCUUUGCAUUAAAUGCAGUGAAUAUUGCUGAAAAGCAGCAUGAGUUAUGCUGGAAGGUCACUGAAGAUAAAAGAAUUAAAUGUGCAGUCAAGGGCAAAUCAGAACAGACAGAGUGUCGUAAUUAUGUUCGUGUCUUGCAACAGCUGAAUGAUACUUUUCUCUAUGUGUGUGGGACUAAUGCCUUUCAGCCAACAUGUGAUUACCUGAAUUUAAUUUCAUUUGAACUUGGAGGUAAAUAUGAAGAUGGUAAGGGCAGAUGUCCAUUUGAUCCUGCUCAAAGCUACACAUCUGUUAUGGUUGAUGAGGAGCUUUAUUCUGGGACUUCUUAUAAUUUCUUGGGAAGUGAACCUAUCAUUUCACGGCACUCUCAUCAAAGCCCUCUGAGAACGGAGUAUGCAAUACCUUGGCUUAAUGAGCCCAGUUUUGUUUUUGCUGAUGUCAUAAGAGCAGAUCAAAACAGCACAGAUGGAGAAGAUGACAAGAUAUACUUCUUUUUCACUGAGGUUUCUGUGGAGUAUGAAUUUGUUGGAAAACUGAUGAUUCCAAGGAUAGCUAGAGUGUGCAAGAGGGACCAAGGAGGAUUAAGGACUUUGCAGAAAAAAUGGACCUCCUUCCUCAAAGCCAGGUUGAUUUGUACGAUCCCUGAUAAGAAUUUAAUUUUCAAUAUUAUCAGUGAUGCUUUUAUACUCAAGUCUCCAACUUUGAAGGAACCAGUAAUAUAUGGAGUCUUCACCCCACAACUGAAUAAUAUAGGGCUGUCAGCAGUGUGUGCAUACAAUCUGUCUACUGUAGAGGAGGUUUUCUCAAAAGGAAAGUAUAUGCAGAGCGCUACAGUAGAACAGUCUCAUACAAAGUGGGUUCGAUACAAUGGGGAAAUUCCUAAUCCUCGACCUGGUGCAUGUAUAAACAACGAAGCCAGAGCAUCAAACUACAUGAGUUCUCUGAACUUACCGGACAAAACAUUGCAAUUUGUUAAAGAUCAUCCUCUAAUGGAUGACUCGGUGACUCCGAUGGGAGACAGACCUCGACUAGUAAAACGAGAUGUGAAGUAUACCCAGAUUGUAGUAGACAGAGUCAGAGUGCUCAAUGGCACCAUCUAUGACGUUAUGUUCAUCAGUACAGAUAGAGGAGCCCUGCACAAAGCUAUCAGCUAUGAAAAUGGAAUGCAUAUUAUUGAAGAAACACAACUUUUUCCAAACUUUGAGCCUGUCCAAACUCUCUUGCUUUCAUCCAAAAAAGGAAGAAGAUACCUCUAUGCUGGUUCAAAUUCUGGUGUGGUUCAGUCUCCAGUGGCAUUCUGUGACAAGUAUACCACUUGUGUUGACUGUGUUUUAGCAAGGGAUCCUUACUGUGCUUGGAAACCCCUUGAAGCUUCCUGCAUUGAUAUUUUUAAAGAAGGUGAAGUUGAAAGGAACUGGAUUCAGAACAUUGGUGGAGAUGCAUCAUCUUGUUCUGAUAAAGUAAGAGAGAACUCCCUACAGCAUACGUUCAAACAUGGGAGCACAGCAGAGCUCAAGUGUUCUCAAAAGUCCAAUCUGGCACAGGUAGUUUGGAAGUUCAGAGAUGAUGUGCUGAGAGUGGAGAGCCCCAAGUACCGUCUGCUGGAAAAGGCGCUGCUCAUCUUCAAUUUAUCAGAAGGAGACAGUGGUGUUUACCAGUGUUUGUCAGAAGAAAAAGUGAAGAAUAAGAAAUUUUCUCAAGUGCUGGCUAAGCAUGUUUUGGAACUGAAAAAGAUCCAACAUACCACGGUGGGCCCCACCGUGGCAGCUGCUCCAACAGAAGGUAAUAGCAAUGUGCAGAAAGUGUCAGCUGUAUCAACUGAGGGGUCUACUGCUCGCAUCUCCACCACUCACAUGGUACUGGUAACAACAGCAAAGGUGGUAACAAAGCCCAUUGACCCUAUUCUAACCAGCGCAGCCUCUAACACAGAGCUCCUCAAUUCAAUUCCUGAUGCUGUCCCAGAAAAGACGAUGUUCCUCAAGUCAAAUGAUAACUUCCUGUUGAUGUUCCUCUUCCUCUUCUUUUUUAUUCUCUUCUUGUGCCUGCUGUCCUACAACUGUUACAAAGGGUACUUGCCGGGGCAGUGCUUGAAAUUUCGCUCUGUCAUGCUGCUCGGUAAGAAGAAAACAAAAUCAGAUUUUUCUGAUUGCGAGCAAAGUGUGAAGGAGACACUGGUGGAGCAAGGCAGUGUCAGCCACCAGAGUGGGGAGCAGCCAAAGCCAGCACACGACACUGGCUACGAGACUGAGCCUGACUGUGGAAACUGCCAGCUGCAGCCUGGGGAUUCACAGGCAUCCCGAGAGGCCAAGGACAAGCCCUUUGAUGUCAAGUGUGAGCUCAAGUUUGCUGACUCGGAUGUGGAGGGAGACUGAAGGAGCCCAUCAUCCAUUUGAGUGGUGGAAAUCAAUUGUGGUCCUGUGGGUAGCUAUCUGAGCACAGAGACCAUGAGUGUGACAGCUGAGCCUUUGCAGGGUUUACAUGCAUAAGCUGUACAGCAAGACAAUAUACGUUCAGAUCUCACCAGAUCAGAGAAGCAGUGUUUGUGUCUGGAGACCAGAACAUCCUGUGUUGUACUGUCUUGUUGUUUUUUUUUUUUCUUCUAAAUGGCCAGUUUCAGAUCACCAUUUGUUUGUUCCAAACAAGUGCUUCACUCUGACAAACAGUUACUUCCUUUUUUUUCAGCCCUGUGCUUCCAUAGGAUAAAAGUAACUUUCUAAUUCAGUUGGUUUUAAAAAGUACUUCAGUCUAUACGUAUUUUUAGCUGCCAUUAAAAAAAGACCUAGUUUCAUUUUAAUUCCAAAUUGGAAAUGUAAGUUUAGUUUAUCAGAUUGGUAAAUUAUAGACUAUUGUCCAGAUUGGGACAUUUUUUUCUUCGCUUCUAAUGAUUAUUUUUAGUUGUAUGCUUUGUGUUUUGGCACACUAGGUCUCUCUAAUUGGCUAAAGUAAUUUUUUUUAACUGCUUUUGAAGUAUUUUAGACUUUAAGGAAUAAUGGGGAUAAUAGCCGUGGCUUGAUGUGUGUAAGACUCUCAGGGAUAAUGUUGUUUAAAGGCUUUUUUCUUUGCUGCUUUCUAUAAAUUUAGGUACUACAGUAUCAGUACAAAACAUGGAGUAAGUGGUGGGAGGGAGGAAAUAAUAGAUUUAGGAAUGUUUUUCCUUUUUUUUCCUCUUUUUCCCUCUCCUUUGCCCUUAACCUGCAAGCAGAACAUAGUCACAUUGUAUUUUUUGUACAAAACUGGGUUUUGUUUUGAUUAGUGAAGCAAUACAGGCAAGCAACUAUCCAUUAGCAGUGAUACAGAGGUUUUUUGCACUGUGGAAACGAAACAGGAAUCGAGAAUAAUUAACUACACUAAUUCAGCUAGUGACUCACUGGAAUGGACUGUUAGGAUACAGCCUGAUGAGAAAACAUUGCCGAUUUUUUUUUUCUUUUUUUCAGAAUAAAAAAUAACUCCGCUUCUUUUUGUGACAAAUCUUUAGUGUCGCCCUUUCUGGAUGACACCUUCCAAUCUCCUGUGCAACUGGAGACUGAAACUGGAGCUGCUCAAACAAUCAGUCAUUUGAACUGUUUCUGUGAAUCAUGCCUGCAAACGUGAAAGUGUGCAUUUGUUCUCAGCCUGGUUCACAGUAGUGCUGUUUGUCUGUAAAAGCAUUUUGUGCGGUACAGUCCUGAAAAAUUGUUCCUCUCACUGCAUCUUUCUGUAAAAAUUGCUAGAAGUAGAGUACAUUUUAACAAUAAAUAGCAGUAUGCCUGCGCUGCUUUUCUAUGUGGAACUUUCAUGCAAACAUAAUUUAGACCAUCUUAGUGAAAACAGUUUAUAUUUUAUAUGAUUCAGUUUGGUUUUAUUUUUCUAUUUUUAAUUAUGUACAUAUAACAGAAUAAAUGUUAAAAUAAAUUGUAUUAUAUCUUGA
Messenger RNA from Apus apus (common swift), 4613 nucleotides. RefSeq names its product semaphorin 4D (gene SEMA4D). The coding region runs from base 502 to 3078 and encodes 858 amino acids. Gene Ontology annotation, molecular function: chemorepellent activity; semaphorin receptor binding. The record is from RefSeq and is a predicted model, not a curated record. Gene Ontology annotation, biological process: semaphorin-plexin signaling pathway; neural crest cell migration; negative chemotaxis. Lineage: Eukaryota; Metazoa; Chordata; Aves; Apodiformes; Apodidae. The transcript has 16 exons.